Arvicanthis niloticus (Nile rat) is the source of this 1791-nucleotide messenger RNA. The record is from RefSeq and is a predicted model, not a curated record. Lineage: Eukaryota; Metazoa; Chordata; Mammalia; Rodentia; Muridae.
UCCUCUCUUCAGAGCAUUUAAAUGGGCACAGAGUCCAGUUUCAGGAGAAUGGUGCUGGCCACUUGUACUCCGAGAGCCCAUCACAGUUCAGGGAGUAUCUCACACAGCCAUCGUCUGAACACACUUCAUCCUCAGAGAGUACUGUGACGUCCAGUGAUUCUGGAUCAGACACUUUGCACAUGGCUUCUGGUGACCUUGACUGCAAACCUCUCUGUGAGAAGGAAGAGGAAGCAGGAGCAGCCUCUGCCAUGCCAGGCGCCAGUCCAGCUUCAGAGAAUGCAGCUUGUGGAGACCCAGUGUGUGUGAGUGUAGCCAAGGCUGCAUCCCAGCAGGAAGCAGGAGAGGAACUCAGAACUACGGAGGAAGGAGAGAAGGGCAGUGCCUCGGGAGAAACAGAGGUUUCCACCCCUCCCAAAGCAUCUGUGAAGCUCCUUAACUUUCAGCAGAGUGAAAACACUUCAGCAAAUGAGAAGGAGGUGGAGGCAGAGUUCCUCAGGUUAUCUUUGGGACUUAAGUGUGACUGGUUUACAUUGGAGAAGAGGGUGAAGCUUGAAGAGAGGUCCCGGGACCUGGCGGAGGAAAACUUGAAGAAAGAAAUCACAAACUGUUUAAAGCUUUUAGAGUCACUGACACCCCUGUGUGAAGAGGACAACCAGGCUCAGGAAAUCAUUAAGAAGCUGGAGAAGAGCAUAAUGUUUCUCAGCCAGUGCACAACCCGUGUGGCCAGCCGGGCUGAGAUGCUGGGGGCUAUCAACCAGGAAAGCCGGGUGAGCAGAGCGGUGGAGGUGAUGAUCCAGCACGUAGAGAACUUAAAGAGGAUGUACGCCAAAGAGCACGCAGAGCUGGAGGAGCUGAAGCAGGCGCUGCUGCAGAACGACAGGUCUUUUAACUCUCUGCAAGACGAAGAUGACUGUCAGAUUAAAAAGCGCUCAUCUUCUCUAAAUUCCAAGCCAUCUUCUCUUCGAAGAGUGACCAUUGCCUCUCUACCCAGGAACCUUGGAAAUGUGGGGAUGGUGUCAGGCCUGGAAAAUAACGACAGAUUCAGCCGGCGGUCGAGCAGCUGGAAAAUCCUGGGGACAAAGCAGGGUGAGCACCGCCCCUCGCUGCACCGCUUCAUCAGCACCUACUCCUGGGCCGAUGCUGAUGACGAGAGGUGUGACAUGAAAACCAGAGACACCCCGGAACCGCCAGGGGAAGAGGCCGUAGAGAGGACCAGGAAGCCCAGCCUUUCUGAGAGGAGAAGCAGUUCAUCGGCCUGUGACAGAGGCACAGUCUGCAGCUCGUUGGCUUCCUGGGUCGCUCACCUGCAGGCGUCCUUCCAAAGGGCCAACAAAGCGCUCUGGCUUGUGGGGCUCUUCAUCAUACUGUUCGCAGCGCUGAUGAGCGUCCUCACGGGUCAGCUCUUCCAGACAGCCGUGGAGGCUGCACCCACACAGGAAGGGGACUCCUGGAUGUCUCUAGAACACAUCUUCUGGCCAUUUACCAGACUUGGGCACGAUGGACCUCCGCUGGUGUGACUGCAGGGCAGCUCAAUGCUCGCUUGGAUUUUAACAUUUCCCUCUGAGAUUUGUAACUUAGUAACUAUAGUGCAAAGCUAGGGUCCUCAGCAGCUGAGAUGUUUUAAUUCUCCAACAAAAGCACAGGGGAGGAAUUUCACAAGGGAGGGGACCCCACCUAGGGUAUUUUAAUGAGCUUUCUGAGUUAGAGACAUAAGACUUUAUUGAAAUGUAUCCAAAUAAAGACCAUUCAAAUCUUCCCGCAGUGCAGCCGGAAUGCCGGUUGCUCUCCGAC